Molecule: messenger RNA, 927 nt
Organism: Parascedosporium putredinis
Lineage: Eukaryota; Fungi; Ascomycota; Sordariomycetes; Microascales; Microascaceae
Source: the annotation of a GenBank genome assembly
AUGAGCCAAGUUAAGAACCUCAGGGCCAUGUUCGAGAAUAAAGGAGAUGCCCCAAAUCCACCUGAGCGCGGGCGUACUCUCACCCCUUCGAGUAAGCUCUCCUCCGCUCCCUCCACUCUUAGCCGAAUUUUCGUCGCCGAAAGGACCGAGUCGAUUGCCGCGAUCGACGAUCCCAUCAAGGUUGUAUCGAUCCCCGCCAGGGUAUCUGAGCCUGCCGUCAUAAGCACCCAACCUCCCGCUCAGUCGGGGCCUCCGAACGAACCGGUCGUAUCUGUGCUUACAGCCUCGCCGCGCAAGGCUACGACGGGGCCGAAGAGAGAAGGAACUCCCGACGCCGCCGCGAAUGUGAAUGGCCGCCAAGCCGACCCACCAAAUUCGCUUCGAAAGGAAGCGCGUGAUGCCCCCGCUAAGCGAAAGUUGGAGGCAAAACCGAUCGAGGAGAGCCUCGAGUACGAGAAGGCUCCCUUCGCGGAAGAGCCGAUCACUGAGGAUAUGGUCAGGGCCGCCAAAGAAGCCGCCUCUAAUGCCGUUGCCAUCGCGCCUGUGACAUGCGAGGGCACCGAUCCCAGAAUUAUGGCGGGUGUCGAUGCCAACCUCGGACCUACUAGAGACCUAUCUUCCUCCUCCGAACUCCCACCAGUAGAGACGGACUUCGAUGAGCAGGCGCCCCCAGACGAGGGUUCGAACGCAGUAAGCAGCCUCAAUCGUGAGGAUACAGCUGUGCCUGAUGUUGCGGGGCCCGUUCUUGAUGAACUUAUCGGAGUUGACGAGCCCGUUGCCAUCGAUGAGUCGGUUGGCAUCGAUGAACCCGAUAAUACUGUGCCUAUUCAGCCCGAGCCUAUCAUUUUGGAGCAAACCACGCCCAUCGUUACUGGGGUGGUGAACUCAGUGAUCACCCCUACCACUGAUGUCGAGCAAGGUUCCUAA